Messenger RNA from Periophthalmus magnuspinnatus, 2056 nucleotides. Its product is annotated as protein LRATD2-like. The transcript is spliced from 2 exons. Lineage: Eukaryota; Metazoa; Chordata; Actinopteri; Gobiiformes; Gobiidae. The record is from RefSeq and is a predicted model, not a curated record. The coding region runs from base 392 to 1216 and encodes 274 amino acids.
CGCAGUUAUUCUGGCAGACUGAGUUUCGUUGCAACAAAUACUGUGGUUCACACUACAGACAGCAUUAUACAGGAGAGCAAACCACAUCCUCCCAGCACACGCAAGGGCUGAGGCACACCGGAAAAGCGCAGCUGACAGCCCGGUGCAGAUUCCUGUUUAAGUCCCGCAUGUUGACAGCAGAGACAGAAGAACCAACUCAAGUGGGCCACAGCUCGGUUCAAGUGGGAACAUUGGUCGGACAUACGCUGUUGGAUAUGGAUUAUUGGUGCCCUUGCCGCCGCUUUGGAUUUAGUUGAGACACUCGUGCUGUCGUCCUCCUGAAGUGAGCGCUGAGAACAAGUGGAUCCUGUUUCCAUUUGGCUCACCGGCUGCGUAAUCUACUUAAACCUUUAUGGGGAACCAGGUGGAGAAACUCACUCAUCUCAAUUACGCAGAGGUCCCCACGUCGGACCCGAAUGGCUUUGAUCAGGACGACGGCGGAACACGAAUUGGCGUUUCCUACAUUUUCUCUAACGAUGAUGACGAUGAUCAGGACGACCGUUUUGAUAACUUCUCCACAGAGAGCGCCCGGGUGAACCACGAGGAGAAGCCGUUUGACCCGAGGGACGAACUGGAGUGCGUUAUCUUUUACAGAGACGAUUGUUUGUAUGAGAGGAAGAGCGGUGAAGCCACGUACUCCGCGGAGAGCCUGCUGAACAAGUGCAGAGCGGGGGACCUGUUGGAGUUUGUAGCCACCGGACAGUACCCACACUGGGCCGUGUAUGUGGGGGACUUUCAGGUGGUUCAUUUGCACCGGGCUGAGAUCAAGAACAGCUUCCUGACGGAUGUGAGUCAGGGCAAACAGGGAAGGAUAGUGAACGAACUGUACCGGUACCGCGCGCUGCCACCUGAAGUCGUCGUGCGUAACGCCUUGGACCACGUGGGCACCAGAGACGGAGAGCUGUACUGGAGAAACUCUGAGUGCUUUGCAGCUUGGUGCCGCUUUGGAAAACGUGAGUUUAAGAUUGGGGGUGAAAUCAGGAUAGGCAAGCAGCCAUACAAGCUAAAGUUACUGUUUUCUGAUAAAAAGAGCCAUGUACUGGAGUUUCAGAGCCUGGAGGAUGUGGUGAUGGAAAAGAGGAGAAACGAUCAAAUAGGCAGAGACGCUGUGAUGCAGGAGCUCGCUAAUCACCUCAACGCAACACACGAAAUUAAAGAUGGCUGUUUUGGAGACUGAUGGGAGCUUCUAUGGUCAUCACACACAUCUUUCAGCUUUUGGACCAGGCCCCUAUGCCAGCCUCUAAUAAUGACCAAUGAGAAGCGUUGAGAGUCUGUAAACACAGCGCGUGCGUUUCGGUGUUUGCCUCCAGAAUGAGUCCCGUGGGGUCAGUAUCACAGUAGAAUUUUAAGUAGAAAGGUUCAAUUCAACAAAAGCUGUAGCAGUUGUGUUGCAAUGGCAAAUCUGGCAUCUUAAAAAUGAACUAAUCUUAGCAUUUUUCAUUCAAGACUACAUGAAAAUUAUUUUUCUCAAUAUUUAACAGCUCUGCCUUGAUACUUGAUUAGUUAACUAUUGCCAUAAUAAAGGGACACUGAAUGAGUGCUGGAUCAAGAGUUAAAAUGGCAGACUGACAUUAUGAAAAUGAAUUACUUAAUCAUUGACAAUAUAUAAGUGACUUGCAGUUUGUAGUUGUUCAUCAUAAGGUAUUAAGGCAAUCUCCACAACUGAUUAUCUCCUCUACCUGACUCCUGGACCCCUGUACUUUGGUCUUUUAAGGGGUCUUUAGAGUGGUAUUUUAACCUGAUACAUUAUUGCACAAGGAGCCUUCCUGUUGUACAGUAUUUGUGACGGUUGCUCCCAAUGACUCAGGUGUGACAGAGUAACAGAGACAGUGUUUGUCAUAUGAACUUUUGCUUUACUCACAGCUUUACCCACUCCACUUUUGCGUGGACACAGCUAUGAAGACUGUGCAUUUUUAUUAUUCACCGAAAUCAGCUGUUUAUUUUUGGAUAAAGAUGUUUGUAUGAAGAAAUUUUAAAUAAAUAUAUAUUUGGCCAUUAAAAAUUCUAUUUGUCAAUG